GGCUCGACCAGCAGCUGCUUCUCUGACAGCAGCAGGCCCGCGGACCGCAGCACCGCCCGGGACGCGGAUCCAGCCUCCGCGGGAGUGUUUAUGGUCAGUCUCGGCGGCCGCUCCUCCAGGUCGGUGGAGUCUUGGCCUCUUCUCUCGGCCCUGCUUCAGUUUGAGGAAACUGGUCCUGCCCGGAGCCCAGGUUUGUUUGUCUUACGCCCGUAAAGACGUUUGUGGAGCUGGAGGAAGGGCCGAAGAUUGAACAUGUGAAGCUGAGGGAUCAGAGGAGCUGUAACUCCAAGCUGGAUCACGCCCCCAGCAGCACCACCUGCCAGGUAGCACAGGUCCAUCAUGCAUCUAAAGUCUCAUCCAAAGCUGGUCCGCUCAGAGUUGUGUUUGGAUGCAGCUGGAGUUCAGACGUCGCAGCGCAGCAGUCUGUUUGUGAGCCAGCAGGGGACGCUGCUGAAGACAUUCAGCAGUAACCAUAGCAACGGGAACAGCAGACGUCUCCCCUUCAGUGUCAUCUCCACCAAAACGCUCCGUUGCGGCAACCCGGCUGACGGCAGCGGCAACAGAACCACGUUGACAUCUGUCCAGCUGAAGGCGCGGGCCCGGUCCACCUUGAUGCUCCGCUCCUCACAACCCGGCUGUGAGGACGGUGGCCGUGGACCGCACCUGACCACGAUGGAGGACGACGUGAUGGAUGCCGCUCUCAUGUGGACCGUCAUCAAACCGGGACAUGUGCGCGAGAAGAUCGCCCUGUUCGCGUCUGAGCAGAGGCAGGCAGACGGCGGUGAGGGCGGGGAAAGCGGGGAAAGCACCGUGACCAGCAGCUGCAGCGCCGUCAUGAUGUCACGUGCCACAAAGACGAAAGGCAGCUGGGACGAAAACAGCGCGGCCAAACGGCUGUGCAAGUCUGUAAACCACCAGGACCUCCGGCAGGACCCGGGGAUCCCAGAUGUGAACGAGUGGCAGAACUCCGCCGUCACUCUAGAGGCGGAGCAGGAGGAGGCGGAGCCAAAGAUGUCCGUUGUGGAAAUGGUAGCUUUCCUGGAGCAGAGGGCGAACGAGCAGCAGCCGGACUGUAAACCUGUCCUUGCUCUCCAGAGGAGCUCCACCUCCAUCAUGCUGUCCAGGACCACCGCCCCAGAGGUCGGGGAGGGGCCGGACACCAGGGGGGAGGAGUCUGAGAAGGUCCGGGUGUCGGAGAUGGUGGCCAAGCUGGAGCUGGAGUGUGGGAGGAGGAAAGAGGGGUCUCUGUCCAGGACCAACAGCCUGAGGAGGACGGUGGGGCGGGUCCUGCUGGCCACGUCUGACCACUGCUUCACCCCGGCAGCAACGUCAGCAGUGACAUCAGCAGUGAUGUCGUCCACAGCAACAGUGGAAUCAGUGGAAUCAAUAAUGUCAUCGGUGACUUCAUCAGGUGCAGAGUUAUCUUCAUCAUCACUGGUUGAAGCACCGAGUUGGAGCAGCCAAUCGGAGAGAGAGCGAGCAGAGACACUGUCCCUGACUCCGCCCUCCUCUCCAGUGCCCCACGUCAGUGGGUCUCGGGGUGGGAGUGGGGAUGCAGCCCCGCCCCCUCGGUCUGAGGAGGCGGAGCCUCCACCGGGCCUGCUGUUUUUAACUCUGCCCCCUGUUGAAACGGCCACACACUCCGAUCGCCCUCCCCCCCACUUCAAAACCAGCGUCUACCUGGAGCCCAACCGAUCUCCUGCAUCAAGUUUAAGCGCUGCUCCCUGUGACUUUGUAAGCCCCGCCCCCUGUGGCUCUGUCGGACAUUCAGAGAAGAAAAGCAUUGAGGACAUCGAGCCCCAGGAGGUUUCUGGUGCAUCAACAAACUCUGUGGCGGUGCCUUUGGGCCGGAGCCCGUCGGCAUCACGGGACUUCCUGGAGCUGCGUGAGCGGCUGCGCCGGCUGCUGGCCCCGCCCUCGUACCUGCUGGUGCUGCCGCAUCACCUGCUGGUGAAGAUCCUGGCGCUGCUGCCCACGCGCAGCCUCGCCGCGCUCAAGUGCUCCUGCAGCUACUUCCGUUUAAUCAUCGACACUUACGCCGUACGGCCCGCGGACUCCCUCUGGGUCUGUGACCCGCGUUACCGCGACGACCCCUGCAAGCAGUGCAAGAAGCGCUACGAGCCGGGCGACGUGUCGUUGUGCCGCUGGCACCACAAGCCGUACUGCCAGGCGCUGCCCUAUGGACCCGGGUACUGGAUGUGUUGCCACGGCGCCCGCAGGGAUGCGCCGGGCUGCAAUGUGGGUCUCCAUGACAACCGCUGGGUGCCAGCAUUCCACAGCAUCAACGUGCCAAUCUACAGGAGGAGCUGUAACCAUGACAACUAAGUGUGUGUGUGUUUGUGUGUGUGCGGGGUGGGGGGGUUAGAGAGAGAGAGAAAGAGAGAGCUGUUGUAUUUUGUCUUCAGCAGCAUCCAAUCAGCUUUGACCAACAAGUGCAGUUUGAGUGACAUCCCAUCAGGUUGUCGUUGCUGCUCCUGCUUCAGUUCUGUCCUGAAUCUGUUCCGACAUCAUCACCUGCAGCCUUCAGCAACAUGACGCAACAGCAGCUCAGAUUUUCCUUCAAACCUCUAAAAUAAAUGGAAAAACGUAUCCAAUUUAUUUGUCAGAAUCUGCUGAUAGAAAAGACGGACGACUGAAAUUGUCAUAAAUCUUAAUCUUUUAAAAAAAAAAGCUGCUCAGAAUCUUUAAGCUCGACUCACUGAAAAUAAAUGAGUUUAUUUAAACUAGUGACCUUUAGUUUAAUGUGGAACGUCUGAGGGGGUUUGAGCAGCUGCAGUUGUUUUGAGGAAAAUCUGGAGUUGUUUCCUGGACAUUGGCGCCUCCUGCUGAUCAGACUGGCUCCUCACCGUCUGCAGCUUUGAUUAAUCUCUGAUCAGUUCUGACUCGUCUGGUCUGGGGGGGAGGAGAGUCCCAGUCAGGACUCUGCUCCGCCGGCAUGUCCAGGACUGAACGUCAUCCUCUGCACGGACGCUCAGAUCAGCUGACUCGGGUUUUGACUUCAGCUGGUUUUAAACUACUGAAACAUCUGUUAAUGUCGUCAGAAGAAACGUAAAAUAUUGAAAUAUUAACCCUUACAUGGCCUUAAAGCAGCUGCUGGCUCGGAUAGCAGAACCACUAUCUCUUUAAAUAUCAGCCGUUAUGAGUUAAACUUGAAGUUCUGAUCUCCAGAAGUCUUGUUUAUCCUCCAAGUACAUGUCCUCUUAAAAUGAUCUCACGUGUGAAGAGGGACUUUGAUCAAUAACAACGUCCCUAAAGAUCUGAGAAGAUGAUAAAAAGCUGCUUUUGACCAUUGUUUAAGCUGAAGAUGGCAGAACUUCAGAACUCGGUCACAUCUGCAGGUAAGGACCCAGAACUCCACCCAGUGUCUUUAAAAGCUGUCCGGUGAAAGGGGGGAGCUGAGCUUCAGAGCCGUCUACGUCUACGUGCACUUAUUCAUGUGAGACCUUCGGUCUUGUGACUGAUAAUCAUCUUGUUGCACAACGACAAACGUGGCCUUGAGACGAUGCAAUAAGAGGAAGGAGACUGUAAAUGACUAAAGAAUUUAAAGGAUAUAUUAAGGAUAAAGGAUACUUGAAUAUAAAUGAGACUUGUUUGUUUCUGUUUGCUGCAUUCUUCUAUGAAAGAGAUGUUUCCCUUUAAUAAAGCGCUUUCUCAUGA
Cololabis saira (Pacific saury) is the source of this 3657-nucleotide messenger RNA. It is a transcript of the gene fbxo34, whose product is annotated as F-box protein 34. Lineage: Eukaryota; Metazoa; Chordata; Actinopteri; Beloniformes; Belonidae. Bases 340 to 2325 code for a protein of 661 amino acids. Gene Ontology annotation, molecular function: protein binding. The record is from RefSeq and is a predicted model, not a curated record. The transcript is spliced from 3 exons.